This is a messenger RNA of Sugiyamaella lignohabitans, 1701 nucleotides long. It is a transcript of the gene AMD2, whose product is annotated as Amd2p. NCBI's taxonomy places the organism in Eukaryota, Fungi, Ascomycota, Dipodascomycetes, Dipodascales, Trichomonascaceae. Bases 1 to 1701 code for a protein of 566 amino acids. The transcript has a single exon. The record is from RefSeq and is a predicted model, not a curated record.
AUGUCUUCAGCAAAGAUCGGCAAAUAUCACCCAACCUCCAAAUCUACGCAAGAAGCGAUUGAUUUCGCUCUGGAAAUUAGAGAUAAAUCAAUUGCUAAUGUAGACAAGCUCUUCCCAGCUUCUAUUGAGUCGAAACACUCACAAGAGUACCCAAAUGAGCUUCCACUAAAUACAACGCCCUUAUUGAAAGAACGUCUCACACAUGAGGAUUACACAAUAGUUGCCGAGAAAGUGUCUGUUCUAUUGGAGAAAAUAGCUAAUGGCAUUUAUUCCUCAGUAUCAGUAGCUGGUGCCUAUCUUAGGGCUGCUGUUAUUGCUCAGCAUGCAGUUAAUUGUAUUACAGAACUUUUACCAGAGGAAGCUCUAGCAACAGCUCAGAAAUUGGACAAUUAUCUGCGUGAAAACGGUAAAACCAUUGGACCCCUCCAUGGUCUACCUAUUUCAAUUAAAGAAAUGUGUCAAAUCAAAGGACAUUACUGUAAUUUUGGUUUUGUUGCCUUUACUGAUAAUUUCAUUGAGGAAGAUCCUGUUCUUCUGAAAAAUCUCUAUGCAGCUGGGGCAGUUCCAUUUGCAAGAACGACAAAUCCUCAGUCGCUCAUGCAAAUUGAAACUCAUAGUAACAUAUAUGGAACUACGAACAACCCUCAUAAUGCUAAUCUUACCUGUGGUGGGUCAUCCGGUGGUGAGGGUGCCUUGAUUGGGUUUGGCGCUAGCCCGGUUGGUGUCGCAACAGAUAUUGGAGGGUCUAUCCGCACACCUGCUAGUAACUGCGGAGUAUACGCUAUUAAACCCAGUAGUGGCCGUCUUCCUGGAGGCGACUUUUGUCAUGCUGAUACUGGAGCUGAAGCCAUUUUAGGUGUGGUCGGCCCAGUCGCGAAGGAUCUCGAAACAGUGGAGUUAUUUAUGUCAUCAGUAAUUUCUCAAGAGCCGUGGAGAUUGGAUCCUUCUCUAUCACCUAUUCCGUGGAACUCAAAUUCUCUAUUUACCAAGAAGAUUAAGAUUGCAAUUUUGGAUAACGACGGAAUUGUGACGCCUCAUCCACCAGUUCAAAGAGCUAUGAAAGAGGUCAUUGCCAAACUCGAGGCGGCGAAAAUUGAUGGUCUCGAAAUUGAGCUUGUUAGAUGGCAGCCAUACAGGCAUGAUAAGGCCUGGGAGAUUAUUUCGUCGUUAUAUUUCGAAGACGGAGCUCAAGAACAAAGGGAAAUAUUGAAGGCUGGAGGAGAGAAAGAAUUGCCUUUAACGUCAUGGAUAUUUUCUCAAAAUGUACCUGAAAAACCUUACUCAAUAGCUGAGCUUUGGGCUAAAGCCAUUGAGAGAGAUGAAUAUCGAUCGGCCUAUAAUCUUCUGUGGGAAGAGACUGGAACCGAGGAUGGACACCCUGUAGAUGUUAUCUUAACCCCGGCUACCCCGGGUGCAGCACCUCCACAUCACAAUUCUAAGUACUGGGGAUAUACUGCUCAGUGGAACCUGCUGGAUUAUCCUGCAGUUAUAUUUCCAGUUACUAAAGUUGACCAGAACAUCGAUAAGAAGGAUGCUAGUUAUUUCCCCAAGAAUCCUUCUGACCAGUUCAACUACGAUCUUUACGACCCAGAGAAGUAUGUUGAUGCUCCAGUCUCAUUACAAGUUGUGGGCCGCAGGUUGCAAGAAGAGAAGGUGAUACAAGCUUGCAAAUUGAUUGAGAGAGCUAUGGGCCGUUAUUAA